Messenger RNA from Linum trigynum, 2349 nucleotides. The record is from the annotation of a GenBank genome assembly. NCBI's taxonomy places the organism in Eukaryota, Viridiplantae, Streptophyta, Magnoliopsida, Malpighiales, Linaceae.
AUGACUAAUAGAGGAAACAAAGUAAAUACAUGGAUUGGUGAUCAUGUUUGAGAAAAGUUGGUCUGCAAGCUGUAUCCCAUUGUUCCUUCAGUUGUCCUUCUGCUCUAUAUUAUUAAGUGAAAUUAUAACUGAAGUUCUAUAAGUUGGUCUGCAGUGAAUGGCUUUGUGGACAAUGCAAGGUUGGUGGAGCUUUAUGAUGAAUGAGAUGGAGAGUGAGUGUGGUACCUGCUUGAUGGAUUCUUACUUUGCUUGCUGUAUGUGUUUGUGUAAGCUGGAGAACAUGGAUUAAUAAACAUGCUGUCUUUUAUUUUGUUGAGCAAUUAAUAUGUUGUCCGACUAGUGACUAUCUCUCCCUUGUGCUGAUUUACGUUGGAAGUUUCAGUGGGAAGUAAAAUUUUGUUUUGUGUUUGCUGCCAGAGCAACAUGAACUCCAUCAUCUUUAAUGGGAAUGCUGAACUACAGGUUCUUGUUGUUAUUAAGACCAAACAACUACUAUGUUUGUAAUGAAAUGACUAUGUGGCUGGUCAUCCAGAGGUAUGGUUCUGGAAUUACACUCCAACGUGAUUUUCUUAAUAAUGCGUCUUACCUCAAGACACGUGGGUUGUGUGGGUUUUCAGCUUUUCUUGAUUGAGGGCGACUACAGUCAGCUAAUAGAAGGGGCAGAAGAGAUGAUAGCCUGCUACAGCUGCAUUCUCCACUCUUUACUCGUCUUUCUUGCCUACCAUCUCCCUAACCCAAUGGUGCAGUCUCACCGGGCCAAAAAGUUUCCUUCUACAGACUCCAGCCACCUAAAUGGUGCUAGUUUUGGUGGCCCUGGUUGCAUGUCAAACGUGAAGAUACUAAGCAAAUCGAAGGAUAAUACUCAGGAUAUAAAUGUGGGAGCUGAUUUGGAAUGAUCCAGUGUGGACAUCAGUGGUCAGAGCAAGGUUGCAACUCAUGCUGACCUAAUUACAGUUUUGUGGGGAAGCAGCAGAGAAGGUACAGUCUAGAAUCCCUUCCAAAACUCUUGUUGCCGAGAUGGUUUAUUUCUUUCUGAUAAAGGGCAUAGACAUUAUCUGUCAGUUGAUGAGUUAUUGAUUUUGUGUUUCUUUUGCCACUGUAAGCAUCGAGACAGAGAACACGGAAUUAUGUAUGGGAAAACAGUUUGGAUCUAUUGAAUGAUGAUAGUAAUUCUUUGGUCUUCUAGGAGGUAAUGUCGAACUGUAUGCGUCCUUGUGGAGGAUACUCCGGCAUAUCAGUGGCCGGUUGUGGUUUUGUUGAGUGAAGGAAAUCUUUUGGGAAUACUUAUCUGCUGGAAUAUGAACGAUUAACUUAUUGGAUGUUGAGGAAAAACAUGGUCUUUCGGGAAAUUUGUUUAUUUGUUGUCUUCAGUAUGGUGAGUAUAUACCUAUUUGUUUUGCGUUAUCUAUUUCGUUGUUUUUCUGCACUGUCUUUUGCUGUGUUUACAAAACCGAAAAGGAUUUUCUGUCUCGCUGCGUCAUGGACAUUCUGUUGCAAUAGUAUCUCUGCACUUCGUAUAUGCAGUGAUGAAAAGCUACAAUGACUGGAAUACGUUCGGUGGUUGCUUUGCAUAACGUUAGGUCUUUUAUCACUGAAUUCCCUUGAAUUUCCUCAGAAUGUUGAUGCUUCAACUUCAUUGAGACUUCUGCAUGUUGUUGAAUUUGGAAGUCCUAUCUUUUCUGGUUAGCCCUUUCACUCUUGCACAAUCCUGAAAUAUCGUAGGGAAAGAUCAGGGAGUUUUCGGCUUUGUUCUAAAAUUAUGCUAACACCAAUGUUCCAGUUAAACGUAGUUGGGUGUGCUGCAGUUGAGUUUGGCUAAAAUCGGUAGUUCUGUAUAGAUAAGAGAAUAGGUGUUAUCAGGAGAAGUAGAAUAGUUUUGUGGGGCAUACUAAGUCUUAUAACUAAUGUCUUGCAUUAGUUAGCUAAGUCAUUUCUCUCUUUAAUGCUGAUCAAUAAUCCAAUCAGAAGGUAAUCUGACGAUUUUUGAGUGAGUAUGCAGUUUGUCUAUAUCUGCUUAUUUCCUUUCUCUGGGAACAACAUAGAAGUUGUUAAUUCUCUGUUGCACCCAGAUGGGUGCCUUUCCCUCUUGCCUCGUCUUCCCUUAAAAUUUAUGUGACGUUGGCUUGGCUUUAGUAGAUAAGUUAAGUCAUAAGUGGAUCAACAAGCUUGAUCGAGGGACUUCCAAAUUACACUCCAAAGUUAUUUUCUUUCUAAUGCGCCUAUUGUCUUACCCUAAUACUUGUGGGCUGUGGGGGUUUUCAGCUGUUCGGUGCCUGCAGUUGCUACAGCUGCCUGCUACAAUGACUGGAAUACGUUGGGUGGUUCCUUUGCAUAACGUUGCAUUUUCCU